CGGAAGUCCAGCGGCAGGAAGGAGAAAGGUAACACUUCCGGAAACAUUCGAGCGCAGGCUAGCAGGAGAUGCUAACGGCGUUUGUUAGAGCAUUAAUCUGAUUAUUACAGCAUUAAACCCGCUGGGAUUGACGGACACCGGACAGAUGUGAUUCCUGGAGACGAAUGAGGGUGAAAUGCAGAGACACGAGCGCGGGAAACAGAUGAAGUGAGCGGCGGCGGCGGCGGCGGCUUUUGUUCUCACAGCAAACACGAAAACAACAACAACAUCCGGUCUGAACCCGCUCCGAGUCCGACUGAACCGAGCAGGAAUGAGCCGCUGACACUCAGACACUCGUUACUGAUGAAGAUGAUGAAGAUCUGAGGCUCAGCGGUGACACAUGGCGCUGUUCCGCGAGUUCGAGGCUCCGCCGGAGUGUCCGGUGUUCGAGCCGAGCUGGCAGGACUUCAGCGACCCGUUCGGCUUCAUCCACAAGAUCCGCGACAUCGCCGAGAACACGGGCAUCUGCAAGAUCAGACCGCCACAGGGCUGGCAGCCUCCGUUCGCCUGCGACGUGCGCAGUUUCAGAUUCACUCCUCGAAUCCAGCGGCUCAACGAGCUGGAGGCCCUCACCAGAGUCAAGCUCAACUUCCUGGACCAGAUCGCCAAGUUCUGGGAGCUCCAGGGCUGCAAACUGCGCUUCCCUCACGUGGAGAGAAAAGUGCUGGACCUGUACCUGCUCAGCAAGCUGGUGUCUGCAGAAGGAGGUUUCGAGGUGGUCUGUAAGGAGAAGCGCUGGUCUAAGAUCAGCAGUCGCAUGGGUUUUCCCGGUGGGAAAGGUGUGGGAUCGCUGCUGCGCUCUCAUUUCGAGCGGAUCCUGUAUCCGUAUGAGCUCUUCCGGUCCGGAGCGUCGCUGACCGGAGUUCACAGGCUUUACCCAGAAGCCCCUGACCCCGAGGACGUAGAUGAAGGCAUCGGAGGUGGAGAGGAAGAGGCCGCGGACGAGGAGGAAGAGAAGGAGAGACGAGCCGAGAGACGCUCCCCUCGACGGCUCAAGGACGAGAGAGAAAACACGGAGCCCAAAGCCGUGCAGGUGUUCGGCGGCGGCCCGCAGCUGCUCGGAUUAGACAUCGUGGCGGCAGAUGAUGAGAGCUUCCUCAGGAAACAGAAGCACAUGAGGGCUCAGGCGUUUGCUAUUAAAAUGCGUCCGCGCAAGGAGAUGCUGGAGGUCAAUUAUGUGAGUGUGAUGUUUGUGUGUCAUAACUGUGUUCCUGUGUUUGAGCAGUACAAGUUUUACUCCUGUAUCUGACCUGUGUCCAGUCAAUUUUCCCAACACUUCCCAUUUCAAAGCAGCUUUAACAAAAAUCAUUGUUAACAUUUAUAAUAUGUUCAUACUU
Messenger RNA from Labeo rohita (rohu), 1376 nucleotides. Its product is annotated as lysine-specific demethylase 5A. The transcript has 7 exons. NCBI's taxonomy places the organism in Eukaryota, Metazoa, Chordata, Actinopteri, Cypriniformes, Cyprinidae. Gene Ontology annotation, molecular function: DNA binding. The coding region runs from base 380 to 1288 and encodes 302 amino acids. The record is from RefSeq and is a predicted model, not a curated record.